Messenger RNA from Priapulus caudatus, 2440 nucleotides. RefSeq names its product D site-binding protein-like. Bases 1 to 1053 code for a protein of 350 amino acids. Lineage: Eukaryota; Metazoa; Priapulida; Priapulimorpha; Priapulimorphida; Priapulidae. The record is from RefSeq and is a predicted model, not a curated record. Gene Ontology annotation, biological process: regulation of transcription by RNA polymerase II. Gene Ontology annotation, molecular function: DNA-binding transcription factor activity, RNA polymerase II-specific; RNA polymerase II cis-regulatory region sequence-specific DNA binding. The transcript has 2 exons. Gene Ontology annotation, cellular component: nucleus.
AUGGCUCGCAUCAAGACAGAGCGCGACGACACGCCGCCACCGCCGCCGACCGCGGCGCCGCCUGACGGCGACCAUAACGGCGUCAGCGACGACGAUGAUGGACCGCUGGACUUCUCGACGACGGGGCGUCAUGGCGCCGGUGGCGGCGGCGGCGGAGGCGCGCGUAACGGCAGCAGCGACCAACGCCGGGACGCCGACUCCGUAAGUUCCGCGGGGAGCCGCGAUAGCCGCGACAGCUUCGACGCGCCGCCGCCGGCGCCCCCUGCCGACGCGCCCAAUGGGCUCCACCUGGCGGCCUUCAGCAGCGCGAUGUACGGCCAGCAGGGGGCGCACGAGGCGGCGGCGGCAUACGCCGCGAUGGGAAUCGUCGAUCCGCGGAAACAGUUGAAGCCGACGCGACCUUUUAAAGCGUACCCGCGCGACCCGCUCUCGCUGCCGCUCGGCUACUACGGAAUCCCGUUCAGCGUUCCCAUCCCGGGGAUGGAGGGGAUCAUGCCGGGCAUGUCCGGUGGCGCCCUCGCCGGCAACGAACUCUACGGACACUACAUCAAGCGGCUGCAGCAGGCGCAGGAGACGCUGCUGAAGGGACAGAUGGCGCCAGCGGUCGCCUCGUCCACUCGCACCCCGCUGCCGGCGCCCCCUCCCCCCACGCGGUCCCACGCCGCCGCGCCCGCCGCGAGAAACGACGACGACGAGACGAUGCACUCGGAGGAGAGCGCAGACGACGCGGCGGCGGACCGCCUCAGCGGAGGCAGUGGCUGCAGCACGGGAAGCCACGACCGCGGCGGAGAUGGAACCGGAGGCGGAGGAGGAGGAGGGUCGAGGAAGCGCGCGCGCUCGCUGCCGGACGACUCGAAGGACGAGGCGUACUGGGAGCGGCGGCGGAAGAACAACGAGGCGGCGAAGCGGUCGCGGGACGCGCGGCGCGCAAAGGAGGACGAGAUCGCGAUACGCGCGGCCUUCCUCGAGCAGGAGAACCUGAAGCUGCGCGUGGAGGUCGCCUCGCUGAAGAACGAGACGGCCAAGCUACGCUGCAUGCUCUACAACAGCUAGGAUGCACGCGCGGCUAGGAUGCACGGCUACGCUGCAUGCCCUACAACAGCUAGGAUGCACGCACGGCUAGGAUGCAUGGCUACGCUGCAUGCCCUAUAACAGCUAGGAUGCAUGCAUGGCUGUGAUGCAUGGCUGGGCUGCAUGCUCUACAACAGCUAGGAUGCGCGUGCGGCUAGGAUGCACGCGUGGCUGUGAUGCACGGGUGGGAUGCACUGUUAUGCUGCAUGCUCUACAAUAGCUAGGAUGCACGCUCAGCUGUGAUGCACGGCUUGGACACAUGGCUGGGAUGCACGGCUGGGAUGCACAGUUGGGCUGCAUGGCCAGGUUACACUGCAUGCUCUACAACAGCUAGGAUGCACAGCUGGGAUGCACAGCUAUGCUGCAUGCUCUACAACAGCUAGGAUGCAUGGCUGGGAUGCCUGGCUAUGCUGCAUGCUCUACAACAGUUAGAAUGCACUGAUAGGAUGCACCGAUACAGGGCUACAGGACUAGGCUGCACGUCAUGACUAGGCUGCACCGCAUGAGCAGGGAUGCACAUCCACACUAGUCCUGCUGUUACGUCAGCUACUGCUACUGCCACUGCUGUUGUUGUUGUUGCUACUGUUGUUGCAGCUGCUGUUGUAUGAUGAUGAUGAUGAUGAUGAUGAUGAUGCUGUCAGGGAGGAAGAGAAUAACUGCGCAUGCGUGAGGCAGUCGUGUUGACGACAGAAGCAAUGCAGAAAUCCAGACAACCGCUCAUUUGUUGACGGAGGAGCGACGACAGCGCCACCGCCGCCGCAGCCGCCGCCAGCGCCAUCAUCGAUUGAUUGAUAUCUUGAGCUUAUGUAUAUCGUACGUACGGUAGCUGUGCUACUGCUGCUGCUGCUGCUGCUAGUGGUGGUGGUGGUACAUAGACAUAGGCUCAAUUAUUGAGCCGCUGCUACCACUGCUCAGCGUUGAUGCAAUGCUACCUCUUUAUAAUUAACCCUCCCUCCGACUACACUAACGUGUUAACUGGAACGCGUGCACGCACGCACGCACGCGCGCGUGGUCGGACAGUAUUCGUAAAUCAGUGCGUGCGUGAUGUUGCCAGGCAGGGCUGCACGCACGCACGCACGCACGCAUGCACGCACGCACGCGUGCACGUAGCGUGGGAACGGUUGCUGACUAUUUACACACGACCACCGCGCCUCUGUAUCACAUAUCAGCAGCGUGUCUGCAUCGUCCGCAUCUAUCUGUGUUUGUAUCUGUGAGUGCCUGUGUGUGAAUAGUGCGCACUGGCAGCACCACACCGUGUAGUAGCUAGUAGGGAUGGAGAGGGAGAGAGCGAGAGAGAGAGAAUAAGAGUAGGAAGAGAGAGGGGAGAGAGGGCGAGAGUGAGAGAGGAGAGAGAGAGAGCGAGAAAGCG